AUGAUGACAAAAACUAAAGAAAAUAUUUAUUAUCCGAUGUCCUCUGUAAUGGAUGAGGGAUAUACUUGUCCUAUAAAUUGCACUUGCUUUUGGUAUCCGUUUAAUUUGACCUUUAUAGUGGACUGCUCAAAUAGAAAACUAAAGAAAAUUCCAAGAUUUUCGGCUCCAAAUUAUAUUCCUAAAAAACGUGAAAAAAUCGAAGUAAAAAAUGUAAAGGUCGACUUACAAAACAAUAACCUAGUUGAAGGCCCUUUUCAACAUGAUGGAUAUGAUAAUGUAACUGUUUUGAUAUUGUCUGGAAACAAAAUAGAAAAUGUAUCAUGGAUACCACCUAAAAUACAAUAUCUAUAUUUGGACCACAAUAAUAUUUCAUUUUUAAAUGAACAACUAAUUGAUUCAUUAUACGGAUCUUCCUUAAAGUCUCUUAAACUUGGGGAAAAUCCAUUUAUUUGUGAUUGUACAACUAUAAAACUAAAAGAAUAUUUAAGCGGUAAUAUUCAGGUGAUUGACAAACAAAAUGUUAAAUGUGAUGGUACCAAUUUACAAAUUAUUCAUGCUAAUAAUAUUUGUACAUUUCCUUGGGUUAUAUUAUUAGUAUUAGUAUUUUUAUUGUUUAUAAUAUCCCUAUUUUUGGCAUGUUACCACAAAUGGAAAAAAUACAUCAAAAUAUGGCUGUAUUACAAAGGAUGGUUGUUAUGGUUUGUCACGGAAGAAGAAUUGGACAAAGAUAAAGUUUAUGAUGUUUUCCUCAGUUUCUCUGAAAAAGACGAUGAUUUCGUUCUUAGAACCUUACUGCCCGAACUUGAAUCAGGACAAAAUCCUUACAAAGUUUGCGUGCACUACAGAGACUGGAUACCUGGAGUACUUAUAACCGAGCAAGUCAUCACUUCGGUGAGGGAUUCACGAAGAACUCUCGUGAUAGUUUCGAAAAAUUUCUUGGAGAGCUGCUGGACGAAAAUGGAAUUCCGAACCGCUUACACACAGGCCCUCACCGAAGGCAGAAACAGGGUCAUAGUUCUUGUGUAUGGGGAAGUGGACAUGACGCAGAUUGAUGGAGAUUUAAGCGCGUAUAUGAAAAUGACUACGUACAUUAAAUGGGGAGAUCCGUGGUUUUGGAAGAAGAUGUUGUACGCGUUGCCACAUAAAAAUGGAAAUAAUCAAAUUAGAACCACCACUGUAUAA
Brassicogethes aeneus is the source of this 1182-nucleotide messenger RNA. Lineage: Eukaryota; Metazoa; Arthropoda; Insecta; Coleoptera; Nitidulidae. The record is from the annotation of a GenBank genome assembly.